Penicillium subrubescens is the source of this 1514-nucleotide messenger RNA. RefSeq names its product cation diffusion facilitator family transporter. The record is from RefSeq and is a predicted model, not a curated record. The transcript is spliced from 8 exons. Gene Ontology annotation, biological process: intracellular zinc ion homeostasis; zinc ion transmembrane transport. The coding region runs from base 144 to 1382 and encodes 412 amino acids. Gene Ontology annotation, cellular component: membrane. NCBI's taxonomy places the organism in Eukaryota, Fungi, Ascomycota, Eurotiomycetes, Eurotiales, Aspergillaceae. Gene Ontology annotation, molecular function: zinc ion transmembrane transporter activity.
UUUCACUUGGAGCUGUUUAGCUUGAGGUCACACGAGCCGAAAAAAACCAGGUUUGUGGAGGAAACCUUAAUUCUUAGACUUUUGAUAUUCCUCACGGCCAACUCCACUCCACAAUUCUGCAACACCACGAAUACGCUCCAGCCAUGACGUUGAAAAUAUCUCGCAUCCAGCGGUUGAGUGCCGUCAUCGGCAUUUCGUUUUGUUUCUUCCUUGCUGAGAUUUCAGUUGGGUUCUACACACAUUCUCUGGCCCUGGUGGCUGAUGCUUUUCACUAUCUAAAUGAUCUGGUCGGCUUCAUCAUCGCCCUCGUCGCGGCAAUCGUAGCCGAGCGAACCGAUCCUCCCAAGGCACUCACGUUUGGCUGGCAACGGAUUCAGCUGCUAGGCGCCUUUUUCAAUGGAGUCCUACUAUUCGGUCUGGGCAUUAGCGUCUUCUUGCAAUCCAUCGAGCGGUUUAUUUCUUUGCAAGAGGUUGAAACCCCCAAGCUCGUCCUGAUCAUGGGUUGCGUGGGCUUUGGCCUGAAUCUCAUCAGUGUGCUCUUCUUGCACGAACACGGUCAUGACCAUGGCGAUGGCCAUAGCCACGGCCACAGCCACGAGCAUGAUCAUGGCCAUAGCCAUAGCCAUACCCAUGGCACAGACAGCGGCGAGGGCUCCGCACCCGAAGCCUCUACAGACACAGAUCCAGAUUCCAUCGGCCUAAUGGAUGAAAAGCACAUCCACCACAAACACCAUGUACAUGCACAGAAAGCCUCCCGCAAACCACAUCGAGAUCUCGCCAUGAUGGGCGUGCUCAUCCACGUCAUCGGCGAUUGCGCAAAUAAUCUCGGAGUCAUCAUCGCAGCAGCAGUAAUCUGGUUCGCCAACUACGGUGGUCGAUUCUACGCCGAUCCAGCCGUGAGCAUGGGCAUCGCCAUUAUGAUUUUUAUUUCCUCCAUCCCACUCAUCAAACACUCCGGCCUAAUCCUCCUCCAAAGUGCCCCCCAAGGCGUCGACCACGACGACGUCAAACACGACCUACAAAAAGUCCCUGGCGUCCUAGCAGUCCACGAACUCCACAUAUGGCGCCUGAAUCAGACCAAAUCCCUCGCCAGUGCGCACGUGGUUCUCGACGGCGAUAUCAUUUCUGAUUUCGAUAGUCUCGCCAAGACGAUUCGGGAAUGUUUCCAUGCAUACGGGAUUCAUUCUGUGACGCUUCAGCCGGAGAUUCAUACUAGUCGGCAAGUUUCGACGGUGGGUCAGGCUACGCAUAGCUCGGGGGUGGAUACGGGGAUUGUGGAAGGGGAGAGUAGUAACAAGAGGCGGCCAAGUCUUGAGUGGGUGAGUAAUCAGUGUCAGACUGGUUGUGGGAGUUUGUGUUUGGAUUUGACUUGCUGUCGUUGACGGGGCCCGCGAUUGGGGAAGGAAAGAAGUAGCGAGGACAUGAGGUUGCAGGCUGUAACUGCAAAAAUUGUACGGAUAGGAGAAACGAUCAACACGGAACACACAGGAUUGCAUGAUGCAAAUAAACUCGAG